Messenger RNA from Larimichthys crocea (large yellow croaker), 1829 nucleotides. Its product is annotated as syntaxin-2. Gene Ontology annotation, cellular component: presynaptic active zone membrane; SNARE complex; plasma membrane. NCBI's taxonomy places the organism in Eukaryota, Metazoa, Chordata, Actinopteri, Sciaenidae. Gene Ontology annotation, biological process: exocytosis; intracellular protein transport; synaptic vesicle fusion to presynaptic active zone membrane. The transcript has 9 exons. Bases 316 to 1158 code for a protein of 280 amino acids. The record is from RefSeq and is a predicted model, not a curated record. Gene Ontology annotation, molecular function: SNARE binding; SNAP receptor activity.
AACCAUCACUUUAACAUUGUUGUCGUUGGUAGCUGUGAACACAUUAAACACAGAGCAUGUUUGUAUAAUAACAGAGCACCUCCAUUUCUAACAAAGGAGACGUGUUUCCGUUGGCGUACCUGAAGCUCAGGUGGUAGCUUCUUUGUUUUGCUAGACGGUGAACGCGCCUGCGUGCCCGCGCUCUUUAUCACACAGGUGCGCUGGGCUCAGCCCACAAACAGGAGGUAGAGAGCUCGAGCCUCGUUACAAAUACCGAAAGUAACAGGAAUAUCGAGGAUGUCUUAAUUCUUUAUUCGGUAUUAUAACGAGAGGAGCAUGGCGGGUCUGCAGCGGGAUAAUAUGAGACAAACUGCAGAGAACACAGUCAACAUGGAGGAUUUUUUCAAGACGGUGGGGGAGGUGAGAAGCCUCAUUGAAAACAUCUCCUGUCAAGCAGAGGAGGUUGAGAAGAGACAUGGCGCCAUCCUCGCUACUCCAAACCAAGACAAGAGCAACAAAGACUCGCUGGAGCUGCUGAACAAUGACACCAAGAAGAAUGCCAACUUGGUCCGAGCCAAGUUAAAAUCAAUGCAGAAGGACUUUCCUGUGGAUGAGAACAGUAACAGUCCUUCAGUAAUCCAGCGUAUUCAGAAGAACCAGCACUCUCAUCUGACUCGGUGGUUUGCUGAAGUCAUGAGGGGCUACCAUAAAGCCCAAAUCUCCUUCAGAGAGAAAUGCAAAGCACAAAUUCAGAGGCAGCUGGAGAUUGUUGAUAAGGUGACUACAGAUGAAGAGCUGGAGGAGAUGCUGCACCGUGACAAUCUUGACAUUUUCAUUUCUGAUAUCAACUCUGGUGCACGGAUUUCAAGCCAGGCCCUGAGUGAGAUUGAAUCUCGUCAUCAGGAUAUCAUCUGCCUCGAGUCCAGCAUCAAAGAGCUGCACGAAAUAUUUGCUGACACUGCCAUGCUGCUGGAGAUUCAGGGGGAGUUAAUCAACAACAUAGAGAAGAAUGUGACGAGUGCUGCAGAAUAUGUCGACAUAUCCAAAGCAGAAACCCAUAAAGCAGUCACAUACAAGAAAAACCGAUACAAGAUAGCAUCUCUCCCGAGCUUCUUAAAGAGGAAAACCACUGCUAAAACGGCUACUGAUCAAAACACGUCAGAUUUAAACCAUGACUGAGCUCCUGAACCUGUUUGAACACUGACUGCACCAAACAUCCUGAUCAACAUCUUGAUGAAACGCUUCAUCUGAUAUAUGGUGCAGAGCCUGUCUGCCUUCUCAAAUGCACUGUUUUUCUAAAGGAUGAUGAGGAGGCUGUUUCUGUUUUUAACUUAAAUAAGGAAUUUCUGUUAUGAUAAUUACGACUGAUGAAAUGAAAGUGACAAGAUGCUGUGGGCAAAGCUUGAAGGCCAGUUUACGAGGCUGCCUGUGGACUAUCAAAAGGACAAAAACUGCAUACAACUUCAAUCAAUGUUGACACCAAAGCCAAGACUUUAGGUGUCGGACGUGGCGAAAUUGCUCAUUUUCCACCACAAUAAUGAAUGUGGUUAAAACACAUCAUUUAACACACAAACACAAGUUACAUUUUAGAUGCCAAAUAAUUCACUCACUCACUCACUCACUCGCAGUUAGCAGGUGUUGCCAUUAUUGGCCAGUAGAUGGCAUGACAACCUUAGCUUGAACUCUGAACCAGGACCAUUUACCCUCCUUGCUGUCCCGCUGAACUCUGUUUCUGGUAUUUUUGUCUGAUACUGUGUGUUUAUAGUAAUACGAUAUAACGUGAUGUUGUUUUCACAUUUAGAAAUGUGUGUAUGUGUGUAAUCCUAAAAUAAACCUGUGUGACCAAUGUA